This is a messenger RNA of Gongylonema pulchrum, 241 nucleotides long. Lineage: Eukaryota; Metazoa; Nematoda; Chromadorea; Rhabditida; Gongylonematidae. The record is from the annotation of a GenBank genome assembly.
UGGGAUGAAAGUUUCAUCACGCCAAAAAGGAGAAGCUCGACAUCACGAACAUCCAGUGGUAGCGAAACACCUUCAACAACCAAACAGAGUACGAAAGCUGAAAAGAAGCCUUGUUCAGCUGCUCAUGGUGUUGAACCGUCUACUUCUGCAGAACCAGAAACUGCCGAUUGGGGAUCGAGUCCAACUAUUGACCCAACGAAAUCGCACUGCAAGUGUAAUCAGCCGUAUAAUCCGAAAAAGU